This is a messenger RNA of Tachyglossus aculeatus (Australian echidna), 1094 nucleotides long. RefSeq names its product anti-silencing function 1A histone chaperone (gene ASF1A). NCBI's taxonomy places the organism in Eukaryota, Metazoa, Chordata, Mammalia, Monotremata, Tachyglossidae. Gene Ontology annotation, biological process: DNA replication-dependent chromatin assembly. The record is from RefSeq and is a predicted model, not a curated record. Bases 213 to 827 code for a protein of 204 amino acids. Gene Ontology annotation, molecular function: histone binding. Gene Ontology annotation, cellular component: nucleus. The transcript has 4 exons.
GGUCCGUCGGUCCGGGGCCUACACCAGCAGGUGGAGCCGGGAAGAGGCGGCCCAUCUCGGCCUGCGGCGCGGCGGGCCCGGCCGGGGGCCCCUCGGCAGCCCAUGAGGGGGCCGGAGCCCAGCCCCUAGCGACAGGCCCCACACCGCGGCCCCGAAACUUUCCUCAGGGCCUCGGCCUCCUCCUCCGCCCGCCCCCCCCCCCCCCCCCCGCCAUGGCCAAGGUCCAGGUGAACAACGUGGUGGUGCUGGACAACCCGUCCCCCUUCUACAACCCCUUCCAGUUCGAGAUCACCUUCGAGUGCAUCGAGGACCUGUCGGAAGACUUAGAAUGGAAAAUAAUCUAUGUGGGCUCAGCUGAAAGUGAAGAAUACGACCAAGUUUUAGACUCUGUUUUAGUGGGCCCUGUACCUGCCGGAAGACACAUGUUUGUAUUUCAGGCCGACGCACCUAACCCAGGACUCAUUCCAGAUGCGGACGCCGUAGGCGUAACCGUCGUGCUGAUCACGUGCACCUAUCGAGGCCAGGAAUUCAUUCGAGUGGGCUACUAUGUAAAUAAUGAAUAUACCGAGACAGAGUUGAGGGAAAACCCUCCUGUAAAACCAGACUUCUCGAAGCUUCAAAGGAAUAUUCUGGCAUCCAAUCCCAGGGUCACGAGAUUCCACAUUAACUGGGAAGACAACACAGAAAAACUGGAAGACGCAGAGAGUAGCAACCCCAACCUACAGUCCCUUCUUUCGACAGACGCGCUGCCUUCGGCGUCGAAGGGGUGGUCGACGUCAGAAAACUCCUUAAACGUCAUGAUAGAAUCGCACAUGGACUGCAUGUGACCGCCACCCGUCCCGUUAGCAACACGUUACGUGGUAAAAACGAACAGGACUCUCUCCCCAAAGUUCCGUAAGUACAGAGUUGAGACGCAACGUGAAGAAUUUGUUUGGAAAACCUCCUGUAGAAAAUUCCUAUGGAAAAGGAAGCCAGUAUUUGAGCAAAUUGUGGGAUAUAAAUACAGCUAUUUUUAAAUAACUUUUUUUUUCCUCUUUGUGGUGUUAUUUUUAUUUGGUCUUAAACUGUUGAAAUUAAAGCAUAUGUGUUAUCUA